UCACUAGACACGCCCCCUGCUGGUGUUAAUGUCUGAACUGGAUGAAUGAAUCACUGUGAACAUGAUGGCUGCGUUUCAUAUUACAGUUCCUGUAAUCGAGUAAGUCGACAUUUCAUCACUGCAUCUCCUGGGAAAACAAACUUCGCAGAGUUUGUGGGAGCAGCAGAAGUUGAAAUCAGUCCAAGCAACUGGUGACUUGGUCAAAAGUCUUUACAGAAAUAGAACAAGAUGAAAACUUUGCUUCUGUUGCUUCUCUUUUGUCGUGUUUCAUCAACAGUGAAACACUCCCUGAAGUUUUACGUCACUGCCUCCUCUGGAGUCCCAAACCUUCCAGAGUUUAUGAUCGUAGCAGAGGUUGAUGACAUCCAGGUGGUUCACUGUGAUGGCAGCAACAAGAUAUUAGAAACAAGACAGGACUGGAUGAAAAAAUUACUUGAUGACAAUCCUCAACUCUUGACACAAAGCACUCAGGACUGUUUUCAGAUUCUACCUCCCCUCUUCAAAAUUGCACUGAUCAGUGUGAGCCAGCUCUCCAACCACAGUGAAGGUUCAGGUGUUCACAUUUUACAGCUUAUGAUUGGCUGCGAAUUGGAUGAAAAGACUGGAGAGGUCACUGGGUUUUCACGGUAUGGUUAUGAUGGAAAAGACUUCAUUGAACUGGAUCUAAAGACGUUGACGUGGACCGCUCUGAGACCAGAGGCUGAAAUUAUCAAACAGAUAUGGGAUGCAGAGACUCUUACAAUAAAACAGUAUGUGGAAUUCCUCAGAUUUUCCCUGAGAAUCUGAAGUUGAUUUUGAAGUAUGGGAACAACUCUCUGCUGAGAACAGGUAGAGUCACAUGACCUGAUGUAGUUUGGUGAACACUAUACUGUUUAUUGUAUAUUUGUUGUAUUAUCAGUUCAAUGAGUCUGACUCUUCUUCUGAGAAAGAUGAAGAGAUGUUUGACAAGAAAGAACUAAUCACUUCACUUUUUAUUACUCACCAUCAUUGGUUCAA
Mugil cephalus (flathead mullet) is the source of this 996-nucleotide messenger RNA. Its product is annotated as major histocompatibility complex class I-related gene protein-like. Lineage: Eukaryota; Metazoa; Chordata; Actinopteri; Mugiliformes; Mugilidae. Gene Ontology annotation, biological process: immune response. Bases 229 to 786 code for a protein of 185 amino acids. The transcript has 3 exons. The record is from RefSeq and is a predicted model, not a curated record. Gene Ontology annotation, cellular component: external side of plasma membrane.